This is a messenger RNA of Gekko japonicus, 4527 nucleotides long. RefSeq names its product roundabout guidance receptor 2 (gene ROBO2). Gene Ontology annotation, cellular component: plasma membrane; axon. Bases 1 to 4332 code for a protein of 1443 amino acids. NCBI's taxonomy places the organism in Eukaryota, Metazoa, Chordata, Lepidosauria, Squamata, Gekkonidae. Gene Ontology annotation, biological process: dendrite self-avoidance; homophilic cell-cell adhesion; axon guidance. Gene Ontology annotation, molecular function: cell-cell adhesion mediator activity. The transcript has 28 exons. The record is from RefSeq and is a predicted model, not a curated record.
AUGGGGCUGCUAACGCUAUUCCUGCCGUUUGGAUUUGUCCAUUUUCAAGUUUAUGGAUCUCGUCUUCGUCAGGAAGACUUUCCACCUCGAAUUGUAGAGCAUCCAUCUGAUGUGAUUGUUUCUAAAGGAGAGCCAACAACUCUGAACUGUAAGGCUGAAGGAAGACCAUCUCCUACUAUUGAGUGGUACAAAGAUGGUGAACGUGUGGAGACUGAUAAAGAUGACCCCCGCUCACACCGCAUGCUGCUCCCUAGCGGAUCUUUAUUUUUCUUGCGUAUUGUACAUGGGCGCAGAAGUAAACCAGAUGAAGGAAGUUAUGUGUGUGUUGCAAGAAAUUAUCUGGGGGAAGCUGUGAGUCGGAAUGCUUCUCUGGAAGUAGCAUUGCUCCGAGAUGAUUUCCGCCAAAACCCCACAGAUGUUGUUGUAGCAGCAGGAGAACCAGCCAUUUUAGAAUGCCAGCCUCCUCGAGGACAUCCUGAGCCCUCUAUCUACUGGAAAAAAGACAAAAUUCGGAUUGAUGACAGAGAAGAGAGAAUCAGUAUACGAGGUGGGAAACUUAUGAUUUCAAACACAAGAAAGAGUGAUGCGGGAAUGUACACAUGUGUUGGCACCAACAUGGUGGGAGAACGGGACAGUGAUCCAGCAGAGCUGACUGUUUUUGAACGACCCACAUUUCUCAGGAGACCGAUUAACCAGGUGGUUUUGGAAGAAGAAACUGUAGAAUUCAGAUGUCAGGUACAAGGUGAUCCUCAGCCCACAGUUCGUUGGAAAAAAGAUGAUAACGACUUGCCAAGAGGAAGGUACGACAUCAAAGAUGACUACACCUUGCGUAUUAAAAAGGCUAUGAGCACAGAUGAAGGGACAUAUACAUGCAUCGCUGAGAACAGAGUUGGAAAAGUUGAAGCUUCUGCUACUCUUACAGUCAGAGCUCGCCCUGUUGCACCUCCGCAGUUUGUGGUAAGGCCACGUGACCAAAUUGUUGCCCAGGGCCGAACUGUGACCUUUCCAUGUGAAACUAAGGGAAAUCCCCAACCAGCUGUUUUUUGGCAAAAAGAAGGCAGCCAGAAUCUUCUCUUUCCAAACCAGCCUCUCCAGCCCAACAGCAGGUAUUCUGUGUCACCUACAGGGGAUCUCACUAUUACCAACAUUCAGAGGUCUGAUGCUGGUUACUACAUCUGCCAAGCGCUCACUGUUGCGGGGAGCAUUUUAGCAAAGGCUCAGUUAGAAGUGACAGAUGUUCUAACAGAUAGGCCUCCACCCAUAAUUCUUCAGGGACCUGUAAACCAGACAUUGGCAAUAGAUGGAACAGCUUUGCUGAAGUGCAAGGCCACUGGUGACCCAAUGCCUGUUAUCAGCUGGUUAAAGGAGGGAUUCACUUUCCUGGGCAGAGAUCCUAGAAUAUCUAUACAGGAUCAAGGAACGUUGCAAAUUAAGCCUCUACGAAUAUCUGACAUCGGUACAUAUACUUGUGUUGCCACAAGUUCAAGUGGGGAGACAUCAUGGAGUGCUGUCCUAGAUGUAACAGAGUCUGGAGGAGCAGCAGUCAGCAAAAACUAUGAUUUAAAUGACCUUCCUGGGCCACCGUCAAAGCCUCAGGUCACUGAUGUUACUAAGAACAGUGUCACCUUAUCAUGGCAGCCAGGCACCCCUGGAAACCUUCCAACGAGUGCAUAUAUCAUUGAGGCUUUUAGUCAAUCGGUGAGCAAUAGCUGGCAAACAGUUGCUAACCAUGUAAAAACACCACCUUACACUGUGAGAGGUCUUCGACCAAAUACGAUCUACUUAUUUAUGGUGAGAGCUAUCAACUCACAAGGUUUGAGUGACCCCAGCACCAUGUCAGAUCCUGUCCGAACCCAAGAUAUCAGCCCACCAGCGCAAGGAGUGGAUCACAGGCAGGUCCAAAAGGAGCUAGGGGAUGUCAUUGUGCGACUUCAUAAUCCUGUUGUGCUGACCCCGACCACAGUUCAAGUCACCUGGACGGUUGAUCGUCAAUCCCAAUUCAUUCAAGGUUAUCGGGUCAUAUAUCGCCAGACAUCAGGCCUGUCCUCUCCAACUGCAUGGCAGACCCUGGAAGUCAAAGUUCCCACUGAGCGCAGUGCUGUCCUUGUGAACUUGAAAAAAGGAGUUACAUAUGAAAUUAAAGUUCGGCCUUAUUUCAAUGAGUUCCAAGGAAUGGACAGUGAAGCAAAAUCUGCCCGAACCACUGAAGAAGCUCCAAGUGCCCCUCCACAGUCUGUUACAGUUUUGACAGUUGGGAAUCACAACAGCACCAGUAUCAGCAUUUCCUGGGAUCCUCCUCCUCCAGAUCAUCAAAAUGGGAUAAUUCAAGAAUACAAGAUCUGGUGCUUAGGUAAUGAAACAAGGUUUCACAUCAACAAAACUGUGGAUGCUGCCAUUCGGUCUGUUGUUAUUGGAGGCCUGUACCCAGGCAUUCAGUACAGAGUAGAAGUUGCAGCAAGUACCAGUGCUGGUGUUGGAGUGAAAAGCGAACCACAGCCAAUAAUAAUUGGAGGGCGUAAUGAAGUUGUCAUCACUGAGAACAGCAACAGCAUAACAGAGCAAAUCACGGAUGUGGUUAAGCAACCUGCCUUCAUAGCUGGGAUUGGUGGUGCAUGCUGGGUAAUUCUCAUGGGUUUCAGCAUCUGGCUAUACUGGCGCAGAAAGAAGAGGAAGGGACUCAGCAAUUAUGCAGUCACUUUUCAAAGAGGAGAUGGAGGACUUAUGAGCAAUGGAAGCCGACCAGGCCUGUUAAAUGCAGGUGACCCCAGUUAUCCAUGGCUUGCAGACUCAUGGCCUGCCACCAGCCUGCCGGUCAACAACAGUACAAGUGGACCAAAUGAUCUUGGGAACUUUGGCCGUGGAGAUGUGCUGCCUCCAGUUCCAGGCCAAGGAGAUAAAACUGCCACAAUGCUUUCUGAUGGAGCCAUUUACAGUAGCAUUGACUUCACGACCAAAACUAGCUACAACAGUUCCAGCCAAAUAACUCAGGCUACGCCGUAUGCCACAACACAAAUACUGCAUUCCAACAGCAUCCAUGAAUUGGCAGUUGAUUUACCAGACCCCCAGUGGAAAAGUUCAAUUCAACAAAAAAGUGACCUGAUAGGGUUUGGUUACUCUUUACCUGAUCAAAGCAAAGGCAACAAUGGUGGGAAAGGAGGAAAGAAAAAGAAAAACAAAAAUACUUCGAAGCAACAGAAAAAUAAUGGCUCUAACUGGGCCAGCAUCCCUCUCCCACCCCCUCCAGUACAGCCUCUUCCAGGCACAGAGCUAGAACACUAUGCGGUGGAUCAGCAAGAAGCAGGGUACGACAGCGAUGGUUGGUGUCCACCUUUACCAGUUCAGACAUACCUGCAUCAGGGAAUGGAGGAUGAGCUUGAAGAAGAUGAUGACAGAGUCCCUACACCUCCUGUCCGAGGAGUUGCCUCAUCCCCUGCAAUCUCCUUUGGGCAACAGUCUACUGCAACACUCACACCAUCUCCACGUGAGGAGAUGCAACCUAUGCUUCAAGCCCACCUUGAUGAACUGACGAGGGCCUAUCAGUUCGAUAUAGCAAAGCAAACAUGGCACAUUCAAAGUACUACACAGCCACCUCAGACUCCUGUUCCACCAUUAGGGUAUGUGGCUGGGACUCUAAUAUCAGAGUUGGAAACAGAUAUUCCAGAGGAUGAAGAUGAGGAUGAUAUUGAAGAAGAGGCUAUAGAAAUCACAAGGCCACUAAGAGGACUAGAGCACACUCCAGGAUCCAGCAUGGACAAUCUAGACAGCUCUGUAACAGGUUCACUCUUAAAUGGAUGGGGUUCUGUGUCUGAUGAGGACCGUAACUUUUCUAGUCAUAGAUCUGGUGUAGGUAGCUCCUCAGAUGACUCCAUCUUUACCAGCGGCAGUUUUGCACAAGUUGUGGUUGCAGCAGCCGGUAAAGCUGGGUUUAGGCUGGAUGGAGCCAGCCUAUCAGGAACAGGCAAACCAUAUUCCUCUUCUCAAAGACCUCGGCCAACCAGCCCAUUUUCUACUGACAGCAACACCAGUGCAGCCCAGAAUCAGAGUCAAAGGCCGAGGCCUACCAAAAAACACAAGGGAGGCAGAGUGGACCAGCCUCCAUUGCCUCAUCGUAGGGAAGGAAUGACAGAUGAAGAGGCACUGGUGCCAUAUAGCAAGCCUAACUUCCCAUCCCCAGGUGGUCACAGCUCUUCAGGUACAGCAUCUUCUAAAGGAUCAACUGGACCCAGGAAAGGCGAGGUCAUGCGAGGCAGUCACCAACGCAAUGCCAGUGACCUUCUUGAUGUAGGAUAUAUGGGAUCAAACAGUCAAGGACAGUUUUCUGGUGAAUUAUAGUAGCUGAAUAUAGACAUCUCAGGCUGCUGACCGAGGCCACCAGGGUCUGAACUCAUGGAAGCGAUGAUACUAAACAGUGCAAUGAACAUUUUCUUUAUUUAUGUACUUACUAUUAAAGAACUGUAAAUGCAAUGUAAAGACACACACAGCCACACAUAUCCCACAAAUACUCUACCUAUGUUCUCUUUACUACAC